Prunus armeniaca (apricot) is the source of this 930-nucleotide messenger RNA. NCBI's taxonomy places the organism in Eukaryota, Viridiplantae, Streptophyta, Magnoliopsida, Rosales, Rosaceae. The record is from the annotation of a GenBank genome assembly.
AUGGCAGCAACCAAAUCCAAAAUCCUCUUCAUCGGAGGCACUGGCUACAUCGGAAAGUUCAUAGUCGAAGCCAGCGCCAAGGCAGGCCACCCAACCUACGCUCUGGUGCGAGAGCCCACUCUCUCUAACCCAGCCAAGGCCAAAGUCAUCGAGAACUUCAAAUCUUUGGGUGUUAAUUUCGUCUUGGGUGAUCUCUACGACCAUGGGAGCCUCGUGAAGGCGAUAAAGCAAGUCGAUGUGGUGAUUUCAACAGUGGGUCACGGUCAGUUGGCUGAUCAAGGUAAGAUCAUCGCUGCUAUCAAGGAAGCUGGCAAUGUUAAGAGGUUUUUCCCAUCUGAGUUUGGAAACGACGUGGAUCGAGUUCAUGCUGUUGAGCCAGCAAAAACUGCAUUUGCAACCAAGGCCAAGAUUCGCAGAGCUAUUGAGGCUGAGGGGAUCCCUCACACCUAUGUGGCCUCCAACUUCUUUGCUGGCUACUUCUUGCCCACUCUGAAUCAGCCCGGAGCCACUGCCCCUCCCAGGGAGAAAGUUGUCAUUUUGGGUGAUGGAAACCCCAAAGCAAUUUUCAACAAGGAAGAGGACAUUGGGGCCUACACCAUUAAGGCCGUGGAUGACCCAAGAACCUUGAACAAGAUCCUCUACAUCAGGCCCCCAGCCAACACCAUCUCAUUCAAUGAUCUUGUGUCUCUUUGGGAGAAGAAGAUUGGCAAAACCCUUGAGAGGAUCUAUGUUCCAGAGGAGCAACUGCUCAAGAACAUUGAAGAGGCUGCUGUGCCAAUCAAUGUGAUUCUAUCGAUUGGUCACUCAGUUUUUGUGAAGGGAGACCAUACUAACUUUGAGGUUGAGCCCUCAUUUGGAGUUGAAGCUUCGGCCCUUUACCCUGAUGUCAAAUACACUACCGUGGACGAGUACCUUAACCAGUUUGUUUGA